Messenger RNA from Gavialis gangeticus (Gharial), 1431 nucleotides. RefSeq lists its product as uncharacterized. The transcript has 2 exons. The record is from RefSeq and is a predicted model, not a curated record. Bases 48 to 1328 code for a protein of 426 amino acids. NCBI's taxonomy places the organism in Eukaryota, Metazoa, Chordata, Crocodylia, Gavialidae.
UUCAGAAGCUGUCUCAGGGCCUGUGGCACCGCCUGUGGCAAAAGGUGAUGACACUUCAAAAGACGACAAAGCACGUGGGAAAAGCACCCACAAGAGCAGUGAUAAAAAUAAACAAGAUGCAAAAAAAGCAAAAAAGAGUCGAUCUAAAUCUCUUUCCAGAUCACGAAAGCGGAGAAAAAAGACAAGGUCACGCUCUACUUCUAGGCAGGUUACCUCUAAAAGAGCAAGUUCUAGGAGCAGGAACCUCUCAGAUUCUCGGAAAAAUCAUUCUGCAUCGCAUCGCAAGUCCAGAUCUCGGUCUGUUGAAAGAAGGGAUCCCAAAGAGUCUUCAAGGAGAUCAAGACACAGACGCUCCAAGUCCUCUGAUCAUGAUGGGUCCCGAUCCCGGUCUGCGGAAAAAAGAGAUCGUAAUGAGUCUUUACGGAGAUCCAGACGCAGACGUUCUAGAUCUUCUGACCGCUACAAAUCUAGGUCAAGAUCUGUUGAAAGAAGAGCUCGUGCAGACUCUCCAUGGAGAUACAGAUGGAAUCGUUCCAGGUCCUCAGAUCGCUACAAGUCUAGAUCAAGAUCUGUUGAAAGACGAGGUCGAAGAGAUUCCCCUUGGAGAUACAGGCGCAAUCGCUCCAGGUCCUCGGAUCGCUCCAAGUCUAGAUCCCGGUCUCUGGAUAGAAGAGGUCACAGAUAUUCUCCUUGGAGAUAUAGGCACAAUCGCUCAAGGUCUUCAGAUCACUCUAAAUCUAGAUCCAGAUCUAUUGGAAGAAGAGGUUGUAGAGACUCUUCACGGAGGUCGAGGCGCAAACGCUCUAGGUCCUCAGAUCAUUAUAAGUCUAGGUCCAGGUCACUGGGGAAGAGAGAUAGAAAGGAGUCUUCUCGGCGGUCUAAACAUAAACGUUCCAAGUCUUCGGACCGUUACAAAUCUAGGUCUAGAUCUGAUGGAAAAAGAGGUUGCAGAGACUCUUCACAGAGGUCGAGACGCAGACGUUCCAGGUCCUCAGAUGAUCAUUACAAGUCUAGAUCCAGGUCUGUGGGAAGAAAAGAGAGGAAGGAAUCCUCACGGCGGUCUAAACGUAAACGCUCCAAGUCCUCUGAGCAUUAUAAAUCUAGAUCCAGAUCUGUUGACAAAACAGGGGGCAAGGAGCCUUCACAGAGGUCUAAACGUAGACGAUCCAGGUCUUCAGCCCAUUACAAAUCUAGAUCCAAAUCUCUUGACAAGCGGCAGGGCAAAGUGUCGUCACAGAAAUCUGAAAGUAGACGCUCAAAGUCUUCUGAAUGUGACAAACCUAGAUCUAAAUCUGUUGAAAAAAUUGAAGGCCAGAAGUCUUCAGUAGAGUCCAAAAAUAGAUGUUCUGAGCUUUCUGAAGGCCAAGAGUCAGGAUCCAAAUCUGUUGAAGAAAUGGGGGCCCCAAAAUCUUCUUUGGAGUCUGAAGAUAG